Messenger RNA from Leguminivora glycinivorella, 1368 nucleotides. RefSeq lists its product as uncharacterized. The transcript is spliced from 2 exons. NCBI's taxonomy places the organism in Eukaryota, Metazoa, Arthropoda, Insecta, Lepidoptera, Tortricidae. The coding region runs from base 115 to 819 and encodes 234 amino acids. The record is from RefSeq and is a predicted model, not a curated record.
CCGAGCAGACAAAGAAACGACGCUCAAGAUGGCGGCAUAGCAACGGAAAUUUACCGCAUCGGCGUGAAAGUGCCUAUUUUUUGGCCGGAAAAACCGGCAAUAUGGUUCGCGCAAAUGGAGUCGCAAUUUGGUGUGGCGAAUAUUACUGCGGACGCUACUAAAUACAAUUACGUCGUGUCACAACUCGAUUCGCAAUAUGUUGCCGAGGUUGAGGACAUUAUUCUUGCGCCGCCGCCUACUGACAAAUACAAAAAAAUAAAAGAGGAACUUAUCAAAAGACUCUCUGUAUCCAGGCAGAAGAAGGUGAAGCAGUUGCUUAGCCAAGAAGAGUUAGGUGAUAGGAAGCCGUCCCAGUUUCUUCGCCACCUACGUCAUCUGGCUGGGCCGAACAUACCUGAUGAAUUCCUUUUAUCAAUAUGGACAUCUCGCCUGCCAAGUAACUUACAGUUUGUGAUUGCAGCGAAGCUCAAUGACCCAAUUGAAGAGCUUGCCGACUUGGCUGACCGCGUCCAUGACGUAUCUACCCCUCAAGUAGCCGCAGCGUCAGCGGCUGACCCACAGAUGGCAGUCCUCAUGCGUCAAGUGAGUGAGUUGGCCGAGGGCAUGAAGGCGCUGAAAAGUCAGUUCGGCAAUGAUAGGCAGUCGCGGUCAAGAUCUCGUGCGCCCAACAAGUCGCGUAACCGCUCCAGCUCACGCAGGUCGCAGUCCAGUUAUAGAAAGUUUCCUGAGUGCUGGUACCACGCGAAGUUCGGAGAGAAAGCGACAAGGUGUAUGAAACCGUGCGACUUCCAGGCGGGAAACGAGAGGGGCACUCGUUAGUGGCGACCGCCGUUUGCCCGAGUCCUGGUCGCUUAUUUGUUACUGACCAAUCGUCAAAGAUACAGUUUCUCGUUGAUACUGGCAGCGACGUCUGUGUCUUCCCAAGGUCACAACUGAAAUAUCGGCGACAACCAACCAGUUACCAGUUAGCUGCGGCGAAUGGCUCACCUAUAAUCACCUACGGCUACCUACACUUAGUGCUGAACCUAGGCUUGCGCCGCGACUUCGCUUGGCAAUUUAUUGUUGCGGACGUGACGAAGCCAAUAAUCGGCGUGGAUUUCCUGGCACAUUUCGACCUUCUUCCAGACUGCAAAAACAAACGGCUCAUCGACAGGACGACUAGCUUGUGCGCCGUGGCUUUGCCUGGAUGUUCUACGGAUGAAAUUUCUUCGGUCAAAGUAGUGUCGGGUUUUCUCCACCAUCGACCUUGAGAAGGCGUACCACCAGAUCCCUGUGAACCCCGAGGACAUCCAGAAGACCUCGAUCACCACGCCGUUCGGGCUCUUCGAGUUCCCGUAUAUGACGUUUGGCCUACGGAACGCUGGCCAG